UUUGAAAUAGAACGUUUUAUAUUACCCGUGUUAAAAUAUCACUUUGGAUUGUUAGGUAGUCUUUGCAAUAAGGUUAGCCCAGGAGAACUUCUACUGUACCGAGAGAGAGGGACUCGAUGCGAGCUGUAAAUUAGCCAGCGACAGCAGUGGCAAAAACUCGCGAACGGCGACUUUUCGCAUAGAGAUCAUAAUAUCUUCAAGAUACAACUUAUCGACGGAGAGCAAAUUGCGACAAGAUACAACUCACGGCUUGCAUAACGCGGUCAGCCGAGUGAGCAAUGUUCACGGAUCGGUCGAAUAUUUUCUUUACACCGCUGCCGUGUGUUUUUUGUGGCAAAAUAAUUCGUUUGUAGUCCGCCGUUUUCCCUGCAUUUUGCCCAAGCCAAUUAGAAGUUUCCGGUCUGCGGCGCUACUUGCAUACAAAAUCCACGAAAAAACGACAAGCGAAAUUAAGAAGUCAUAAGACCAAAAAAAUGCCAAACGUUUUUCGGCGGCCUUUGCGGCUCCUUUCGGGAGUACCAUAAUGGGCCUAGCGAAUUAAUUAAGUACCAACCCCCGUAUUAAUUGCAGUUAACGACCUACCUCCGACAGCUCCGAACCAAAUUCAAUUCGAUAGACAAACGCACCAAACCCAGCCAGAAAACCAAUCAUCAUGAUCAGAGCGAGAGAUUCGACGGGGCUGCUGCUCAUUAUUCUGCUAAUUGGACCACUGUGCGUGUAUUGUCAGUCUGACUACGGCUACCAGGACGAUGACUACGAGUAUGGUGAUGACAUCAAUGAUGACGGCCAAGUUAUCGAUGUAACGAAGGACAAGGCUGCUCAGUUGGCGCCGCCAUACUUUGAAGAGCCCGAUCUGAGGAUCGAGGCCAAGCCAGGAGAUAAUGUGGUACUCAACUGUGAUGCACGGAACUUCCAGAUCAGCAAUGCCGUAAUGUGGUACAAAAACCGGACAAUCAUCGCUAAUGGCCAGAACCCCAUCAGCCAGCGCGUGGAGGCCAUGUUGAACAACUCGAUUCUCCUGAAGAACGUGACGCCGCAGGACGCGGAUGAUUACUACUGUGAAAUACUGCCCCAGAGGGUUCGACAGCACACGGCACUGCGGGUGGGCGCCCGGCUGUCGAUCCUCUGCGACGAUCGCGACAUUACGGAUCGAUCGCAGACGUUCAGGCAGGGCGACCACCACAAGCUCGAGUGUCGAACGUAUCUGCCCGGCAACCCCACUAUCAAGUGGUCCUUUAAUGAUCUCCAUGGAAGGCCGUCGGACGUCGACAACCAGAACGGGGUGAUCAUUUUGGACAACGUAGAUGAGAGGAAUGCCGGAGACUACCAGUGCCUGGCCGACGACGGCAGUCGCCAUCCACCCCAUGGCACGGUUCACAUCGAUGUCCAGUACAGCCCCAUCGUCUCCACCCAUCGCCACAACGUGAACACGGAGAAGGGCGCCUCCGCCGAACUGUAUUGCAAUUACCGGGCCAACCCAAUCGGCAGGAGCUACUUCAUCAAGGACGGCAAGACGCUGCAGCUCUCCGACAAGUACUCCAUCAAGGACUCGGUGCACCAGGAGCACAAUCGCACCACCCUGAUCGUCCGGGAAGUGGCGGACAGCGAUGUGGGCGAGUACCUGUGCCAGGUGGAGAAUGCCAUCGGGUCCAACGAGGUGAAGGUGCACGUCAGCUACUUGCCGGAGACCCCGCAGUUUGAGGACGAGACGGUGGAAGGCAACCAGGUCACGCUGCACUGGCUGGUCAGGAGCCGGCAGCCCCUCUCCGAGGCCAUGCUGGAUUACCAACUAACUGGGUCCCUCCACUGGAGCACCGUUUCAGUACUGCAGACACAUCGCCACAACAGCACGGAGAACAUCUGGAAGAUCACUCAUCAGCUGGAGUUGCAGCGAGGGUUGUGGCAUGCCCGCGUCAAGACGAAGAACACCCAUGGGUGGUCCCACUUCUCGAACGACCACAUCAUCGAAAUCCGGGAGGGUUCCGAGAUCGAGAAAGAUGAAGAGUUGGACCUGUCCGACAAGCCGGAACUGCCUCCGGAUGAGAUCGUGCAGGCUGGCAUCGGUCCAGUGGCCCGAGGAGCUGCGUCAGCACUCCAGCAGCACAGUUUAGGGGCAAUCCUGCUGGCCGCCCUCCUGCUGCGAAUCCGCCUCUAAGGGGGAGUGCAUUCAGACCGAGAUGUGUAGAUACGUAUUUCCGGAUUACUCAGCUAUCGAUGGCAUCGGAGCGAUAGCGAACGCACAUGGAAACCGAAACUAAAGUAUUCUAAGCUAUACAAAUGCUAAUGCGCGACCGCAGGCUUGGGUCAAUGUUAAUGUUAAUGCUAUAGUACACGCUGGAGCGAUCACCACUGAAACAUUUGUGCCAAGCAAGGGACUCGGAGAGCGAUGUCUAACGUUAAUUUAGUUUAGUUGAAGUCAGAGGAGCGACGAUCGGUUUAAAACCGCCAGAAAGGAUCAGUUCGAUUAACCUUAGCUGUAAUAUUUAUUUGUUUUGUCUGCAUGUGAGUCUUGGCACCCGAACCGAGAGCGAAUUCAAAAUAGGUCCAUCAGGGAAGAAUUUCCUACUGGGUCAGGAGUCCAGUAGCUCCCCGAGCGAUGGCGUAGAGUAGCGAAUAUUGGGUAAGGUUCAAGUGACUUUAGGAUUGCAAUACUUAUAAUAUUUUUGUACAUCCCAGCGUACUUACGAACACAUCUGUGUCACUGAAUCAGAGGGGAACCGGGAGGGAUCUAUCGAACGGCCCGUAAAUUAUUUUAUAAACUAGACCAAAGCUUAGACAUACAUAUGUGUACCUACCACACCAUACAUAUGAACUUAUUUUUACGAGACUACGCCACAUCAACUGAAUGGAACAGAACGAUUCAAAAUAUACAAAUCAAACGAGCGAUCGCAUAUGUACCUAUGCUUAGGAGAUACUGAAGAAGUCUGGGGGAGCCAUAUACAUAUACACUAUAUUGGGUACUGUUGAUAAUCGGGUUUGGCUUUACUUUUCGUCCUUGAUUCUGCUACAAUACCUGAGGAAUAUCGCCAUAACACGCUCCAACAUCGUGAGUGUAUAUAUUUUAUAUGUAUUUUAUUUAAGAAUCAUAACACUAGAGCUGAUCAAUAAUCGUGCCAAUCGAAGCAAUCUGGCGAAACCAAUUGCUCGCUAAACCGAAUCAAACGACUCAAAAAUAAAGUUCCAUAAACAAAGUUUUGACGAGGACCUGAUUUCGAAUGCCGACCUUUAAGCAUAUACACAUAUACAGAAUCAAAUAUAUAGAGGGGACUACUUAAGGCCAGUGUCUUACUUGAAUAUUGUAAUUUUCGUUGAGUACAUGAUAAGUAAGCAAAUAAAAGUAAACUAAACGAA
Messenger RNA from Drosophila biarmipes, 3351 nucleotides. RefSeq names its product lachesin. Lineage: Eukaryota; Metazoa; Arthropoda; Insecta; Diptera; Drosophilidae. The transcript has 6 exons. The record is from RefSeq and is a predicted model, not a curated record. Gene Ontology annotation, molecular function: axon guidance receptor activity. Bases 653 to 2155 code for a protein of 500 amino acids. Gene Ontology annotation, cellular component: axon; plasma membrane; neuronal cell body. Gene Ontology annotation, biological process: synapse organization; homophilic cell-cell adhesion.